AACCUCACACUGCGUUUCUUUCCAGAAAGCCAAACCGGGAAAUGUGGUUACAGCAAUUCGAGCGAAGCUCUCACAUUCACAACGGAGAGUAUUCCCUUGAAAGGGCUGGGACAUUGCUUCAACCUCGCAGACAUCUUCGGAGGCAACUCAUCCCAAGGCUUCGUCAACCAAACAGCAAACCUCGGUUGGGCAAGUGGAUACACCGGUGAACCGGGCCAAGCAGGAAUCCACUGGCAAGUCCUCAACAAAAACAAUUUCAACGCCCAAACAAAUUAUUCCAGUAUCUUGUAUCACCAGCAUAAUCCAGUUGGGUCUGAUCAGCAGAAUGGGCCAGGCACGUAUGCUCCGCGGACGGUGUUCUUGUAUCCAGGCGAGGGAUGUACGGAACUCCCUGAACAAAGCAAAGAGUUGCUUCCUUGGUAUGGACUAAAUUGUUGGACUGAGACUGAGGGUGUUUGUGAUUCUCUGCCGUAUAAGAUUGCGAGUUUCAGUAUGCAGGCUGAGGAUGAGCAACAUGGCAAGUGCUGGGUUUUUGCAGAGAUGGGUGGCGCGGCUGGAUUGAACAUCGGGUUCUAUGCCAUGGUGUAUUUGGUCGUUGGUACGGUUGUGGCAAUGUGGAUCGUCGUGUAG
Aureobasidium melanogenum CBS 110374 is the source of this 630-nucleotide messenger RNA. RefSeq lists its product as uncharacterized. The record is from RefSeq and is a predicted model, not a curated record. Lineage: Eukaryota; Fungi; Ascomycota; Dothideomycetes; Dothideales; Saccotheciaceae. The transcript has a single exon. The annotation marks the transcript as partial.